Molecule: messenger RNA, 2257 nt
Organism: Jaculus jaculus (lesser Egyptian jerboa)
Lineage: Eukaryota; Metazoa; Chordata; Mammalia; Rodentia; Dipodidae
Product: zinc finger protein 14-like
Exons: 4
Coding region: 212-2107 (631 amino acids)
Biological process (GO): regulation of transcription by RNA polymerase II
Cellular component (GO): nucleus
Molecular function (GO): DNA-binding transcription factor activity, RNA polymerase II-specific; RNA polymerase II transcription regulatory region sequence-specific DNA binding
Source: RefSeq, a predicted model, not a curated record
AUUGUAGAGAAGCUGGGGAAGUGACUCCUUCCUCCUCCUUUUAGAAUAGCUUCCUCGGAAGUCUGCUUGUGCUGAGAAGGACGGUAAAUUCCGGAUUGUUUCGUGUAUUAGACUGACGGACUCUGUGACCCUAGAGGAUGUGGCUGUGAACUUCACCCUGGAGGAAUGGGCUUUGCUGGAUUCUUCCCAGAAGAAGCUUCACAGAGAUGUGAUGGAGGAAACCCUCAGGAACCUGGCUGCUGUAGGAAAAAUACAAGGAGACCAGUGCAUGGAAGAUAACUAUGAAUAUUCCACGAGAAAUCUAAGAAGUGAAGUUGUGAAGAAACUGUGGGAACAAAAAGAAUGUAGUCAAUAUAGAGAAAUCUUCAGCCAGAAAGCAGAUAGUGUUGCUAUGCUGGGUGAAUGCCAAGUGUAUGAAGACUUGCUCAUUGCUCAUUCAUCCUUUAAUGUGCCUGUGACUGUUCAGACUGGACACCACGCUAAUGAAGAUGAGAUAAAUGAAACGAGUCUCUAUAAAUUUAGGGAAUGUGAGGAACCCGUUUUUUAUCUUGAUUGCUUUCUGAAGAAUGAAGAUACUAAAAGUGGGCAGAGAGUCUAUGAACUUAAUCAAUGUGAGAACUUCUUCCAGAGCCAGAGUUACAUUCAAAUACAGGUUGAAGGUGACACUAAUGAGGAAAUGUAUGUGGGAAAGCAGCAUUUUAAUGCCUUUACCUAUCCUAGUCAUUUUCAAUAUGUUAGAAAUAUUAACAGUGGAGACAAACCCUAUGUGUGUAAGCAGUGUGGGAAAGCCUUUUCUUGCUUGAGUCACAUUCAAAGACAUGAACGAACUCACACUGGAGAGAAACCAUACACAUGUAAUAUAUGUGGUAAAGCCUUCAGUACUUUGACUAACGUGCAAAAGCAUAAAAGAAUUCACACUGGAGAGAAACCCUAUGUAUGUAAACAUUGUGGGAAAGCCUUUUCUUGGAGUAACCUUCGAAGACAUGAACAAACUCACACUGGGGAGAAGCCAUAUAAAUGUAAUUUAUGCAGUAAAGCCUUCAGUUGUCUGAGUAAGAUUCAAGACCAUGAAAGAACGCACACAGGAGAAAAACCAUAUGAAUGUACACAAUGUGGAAAAACCUUCACUUCUUACCAUUCCUUUAAGGCACAUAAGCGAUGUCACACUGGAGAGAAGCCCUAUGUAUGUAAGCAGUGUGGAAAAGCCUUCAAUUAUUACAAUUCCAUUCAAACGCAUAAACGAUGUCACACAGGGGAAAAACCCUAUGUAUGUAAGCUGUGUGGUAAAGCCUUUAUUGCUCUGAGUUCUCUUCGCUAUCAUGAGAGGAUUCACAGUGGUGAGAAACCCCACAUUUGUUUGCAAUGUGGGAAACGUUUUAAUUCUUCCAGUAUCCUUCGAACACAUGAGCGAACUCACACUGGAGAGAAACCCUAUAUAUGUAAGCAAUGUGGGAAAGGUUUCAGUUCUUCCAGCAACUUGCGACAGCAUGAGUGGACUCACUCUGGGGAGAAGCUGUGUGUGUGUAAGCUGUGUGGUAAAUCCUUCACUGAUCCUAGUUCACUUGGACGCCAUAAAAAGAUUCACAGUGGAGAGAAACCCUAUGUAUGUAAGCAUUGUGGGAAAGGCUUUUCUUCUUGGAGUAGUUGUCAAAGACAUGAACAAAUUCACACAGGUGAGAAACCCUACAUAUGUAAGCUUUGUGGGAAAGCCUUCACUAAUCCCAUUGCCCUUCGGAAGCAUGAGAUGAUCCACAGUGGUGAAAAACCCCAUGUAUGUAAGCAGUGUGGCAAGGGGUUCAUUUAUUUCUGUAAGUUUCAGAUACAUGAACGGACUCACACGGGAGAGAAGCCAUAUCAGUGUAAGCUAUGUGGUAAAGCCUUCACUGGUCAAAGUUACCUUCAGCGCCAUGAAAAGAUCCACAGUGGAGAGAAACCUUUUGUGUGUAAGCAGUGUGGGAAGCCGUUUUAUACUUUAAGUGAUUGUCAAAGACAUGAAAAAAUCCAUACUGGUCAGAAACCCUACAUAUGCCAGCAGUGUGGGAAAGCCUUUACUCGUGCCAGUUCCCUUAAAAUACAUGAAAAGAUUCACUCUAGAGAGACUUCCUAAGUAUAUCAUAUGAAAAGACCUCCAUAUCUGAUAACCUUUUAAAAAAUUUUUUUGUUCAUUUUUAUUUAUUUAUUUGAGAACAACAGACAGAGAGAAAAAGAGGCAGAUAGAGAGAAAGAGAGAGAAUGGGCAUGCCAGGGCCUCCAGCCA